This is a messenger RNA of Zea mays, 1748 nucleotides long. RefSeq names its product putative calcium-dependent protein kinase family protein. The transcript is spliced from 3 exons. Bases 202 to 1524 code for a protein of 440 amino acids. The record is from RefSeq and is marked provisional. Gene Ontology annotation, biological process: protein phosphorylation. NCBI's taxonomy places the organism in Eukaryota, Viridiplantae, Streptophyta, Magnoliopsida, Poales, Poaceae. Gene Ontology annotation, molecular function: protein kinase activity; ATP binding.
AAAUCCUCGUCCUUCGCGUCAUCUCGACGCCACAACUCUCCGAGCCCCGCUCCGCAAUAGACCCGUAAGACGCUGUCUCGAUCCGUCCCCCUACCUCCCCCGCCGCCGACGCUCGACUCGAUACAUUGGAGCAGGAGGCGCCGCCGCCAAAACCCAAGCUAGGAGUGGGAGAUUCCGAUCCUCCGCGCGCGCGCGCGCACCAUGGAGCCGGUGCCCCGGAAGCGCAAGGGCGCGCCCCCGGUGUGCUCCGCCGCCAGGUCCCUCCAAGAUUUGGCCUCCCGCAAGCGCGCCUGCCGCGGCUCCGUGCCGCAGCAAUCCCACUGCACCGACGCCCCCGCCCCCGCUGUGGUGAUGACGGCCCCCGCGGCGAGCGGCGCGUCGGCGUCAGCGGGGGUCCUCCCGGGGCGCGGGCUCAAGCGGAAGGUGGGCUGCAUCGACAACGCCACGCGGAUCGGGCGGCGGAAGCGGCUGGAGAACGAGUACGACCUCGGCGAGGAGAUCGGGCACGGCAAGUUCGGCUCCGUCCGCGUCUGCCGCCCCAAGGCCCGGACCCGGGGCGAGGAGGAGUUCGCCUGCAAGGCGCUGCCGAAGAACGGCGGUGACACGGCCCACCGCGAGGUGGAGAUCAUGCAGCACCUCUCGGGCCACCCGGGCGUCGUCACGCUCAGGGCCGUCUUUGAAGACACCGACGCCUUCUACCUCGUCAUGGAGCUCUGCCACGGCGGACGGCUCCUCGAUGAGGUGGCCAGGGAGGGUAAACUCUCAGAGCGCCGCGCCGCCAAUGUGAUCAAGGAGCUCAUGGCGGUCCUCAAGUACUGCCACGAGAUGGGCGUCGUGCAUAGGGACGUCAAGCCGGAGAAUGUUCUGCUCACCAAGUCUGGAAGGUUGAAGCUUGCAGAUUUUGGAUUGGCCGUGCGAGUUGCUGAUGGUCAGCAAUUGACUGGUGUUGCUGGCAGCCCGGCAUAUCUGGCACCUGAGGUUCUACUAGGAAAUUACUCCCAAAAGGUAGAUGUAUGGGCUGCCGGGGUGCUUCUGCAUGUUCUGUUGAUGGGCACUCUUCCGUUCCAAGGAAAAUCUGUCGAAGCUAUCUUUGAUGCUAUAAAGACUGCUGAACUUGACUUUCACAGCAGUCAGUGGGCAUCUGUGUCACUGCUUGCUCGUGAUCUCAUUGGCCGAAUGCUUAAUCGAGAGGUCUCUUCAAGGCCCGAUGCCGAAGAUGUUCUCCGGCACCCUUGGGUCUUAUUCUACACUGAUUGCCCGCAGAAAGCUGAAUUCUCUAACCUAUGGGGUACUAACAAAACUGCAGCUCCCAUGAUUCAUCAGGAGAUAGUCAGGUUUGGUUACUGCGAGUCUUCAUCUUCAAAAUCCUCAAGUGACAACUCUGAAGAGCGAGAUGAAUGCGGUAUAGUUGACGCACUGGCGACAGCAAUAACACAGGUGAGGAUCUCAGAGCCCAAGAGGAGUCGGCUGUUCAGCCUACCCAACGGGUUGUUGCCACCAAGCAGGAACAGUCUCCGAACAUGAAGAGGAUGAAUCCGUGUGUGGCUUUCUAACUUGACCUACCUAGCUCCCAUCCCCAUGCAUGUAUAAACGAGAUAAACGAGCUCUGUGAUUUUAUAGAUGGAAAAUUUUCACCGUGGUUGAUGUUUUGCGAUUGCUAGCUCGCUGAGGCUGCAAUCCUCUGUAAAUAUAUCACUGUUGUCAUCGUUUCUAUACAUCGAUGAUCACCGUAAUUGAUUCGAUUAUUU